This is a messenger RNA of Dromiciops gliroides (monito del monte), 2313 nucleotides long. RefSeq names its product chromosome 1 C19orf38 homolog (gene C1H19orf38). The coding region runs from base 345 to 1067 and encodes 240 amino acids. NCBI's taxonomy places the organism in Eukaryota, Metazoa, Chordata, Mammalia, Microbiotheria, Microbiotheriidae. The transcript is spliced from 8 exons. The record is from RefSeq and is a predicted model, not a curated record.
AGUUCAAGAAAAUGGUCCAGGUUUUUACUACAACUUUACUAUGUUGUGGUUUGUACCUGAGGAUAAAAAGGGAAAGCAAAAACAUCCAUUGUUUCAUAAAUUUGCAAAAUCUGUAGAAUUCAACUGAAAAUAUGGAACUUCUCUUCCUCGGUUUGGCAUACUAUUUGUAAAAGGGGAGGGAAGAACAGCGAUUCUCUUUCAGUUCAAGAGUGUGCAACUUCCUCCCCGGGUGAGGAAAUUGCUCUUGUAAACUCUUUUCUUCUUGCCCCACAAAGAAUUGGUUGUGAGCGUUUGGUUUGGCGUGUCUCUCUUCAGCCAGAAUCAUAACAAAACUCAGCGAAGAGAUGCCCUGGAAAGUCCUCUUUUUUGUAACCGGCUCUUUGGCAAUACCAGCUCCUUCUAUUUCCCAGACCCCUCCAUACCCUAGCAACCCAGGGGAUCCUAUCCACCUUCAAUGUGUGGCCCCACCAGGCUUCCAGGGGGCUGAAUUCUCACUGUUCCAUGGAGCUGGGGUGAUCCAGACACUGCAGGCACAAGAGGCCCAGCAGGGAGUGGUUUUCACAGUAACCAAUGGGAGUGAAGGCCUUACAGGACAGUAUCGAUGUCAAUAUAGUGUGAUGGGUGAGAUUGCCAAGCAGUUCUCCAACUUGAGCAAGCCAGUGAAUGUGACCUUCCCAGUUUACAUGCUGCCAGCCACAACCUUACCAACUCCUCCAGUGCCGUCUUGGAUCUUACCACUCUCCCUGAGUCUGGCUGGAGCUUUCAUCUUUAUUGUGAUACUGGUUGUGGCCAUCCUAAUGAUUAGACGAGUUAAAGUCACAAAUCUUCAGAAAAAAAGAGAGCAAGAAUCCUGCUGGACCAAGAUAAACUACACUACUUCAGAUAUGUCUUUUGAUAAUUCCCUGUUUUCCAUUUCAAUGAAAAUGACCCCAGAAGACAUGGAUACCUGUGGCACUUUCACCAGCUCAACUCUGGCUCCAGAACCCUUUGUGCCCAGAAAGAGACCCACAUCUACUUCUUCCAAUCCUGAGCUACCUGAAUUCAGCACCUUCAGAUCCUUCGAAUGAACCUAUCCCCUGGCUCCAGAACCCUUGGGCCCAGUAAGAGGCUCACAUCUAUUUCUUCUCCUCCUGAACUUGAAUUCAGCACUUUCAGGUCCUUUGAUUGAACCUGUUCUCUGCUGUGGGACUAGGAGGUUGCAUUUUUUCCUUCCCUUCCUUGUUGUUGUUUGUUUUUUUUUUUUUUUAGUGAGGCAAUUGGGGUUAAGUGACUUGCCCAGGGUCACACAGCUAGUAAGUGUUAAGUGUCUGAGGCCGGAUUUGAACUCAGGUACUCCUGACUCCAGGGCCGGUGCUCUAUCCACUGCGCCAUCUAGCUGCCCCCUUCCCUUCCUUGUUAAUUCGGCCCCUGAUUUACAGUUUCUAGGCUGUGUUCUAAAGAAGUCUGGGGAGCCUGGCUCCUGUAUGUCUGACUUACCACCCCUUCAUCUCUCCUCCAGGGCCCCUAUGGGGGGAAUACAAUUACAACCUCUCAAGAAAUUCUCAUGUCCUGAAUCAGAUUUUCAUUGUUCCAACUGAAAUACUUUUUCUGUGGCUUAGUAGUUGGCAAUAGCUGUUAUGUGACUUCAGUUCAUAGAUGAUAGGUUUAGACCUGAAAGAACCCUCAUAUGUCAUCUAGUUGAACCCCUGCACUUAAUUUUUCAUUGAAGGAAACUGAGUCCCAAAGAGGUCAAAUGACUUGUCCAAGGCCACAUAAGUUGUAAGUGGCAGAGCUUCAGCCCCUGUCAGGUAUCAUUUGUAUUAGGGCCCCAGUAAGGGUAUUUGUCUGUUGAACAGAAAAUACACAGAAGCCAGGACCUCAGGGACAACUGCCUCCCAUUUAUGGAAGCAGAAAAACUGUAGGUGAAGCUCCGUUGCAGGGAAAUAGUGUCAGUCAUUAAUCCUUCUGCCCCUAUCCAAGUAGCCCAUUCUGAACAGAGUAACAUUAAUGGUUGUUGCAGUAGAACAGACAAGAUACUGAACCAAAAGUUCCCAUCUGCAUUUACAGCAUCUCUUGUCCCCACUAAAAAAAAGUUUUUGAAUUAUAUUAGCCACCACCUUCUGGAGGCUUAUUUGCAGCCAGCCCUAGUUGGUGACAGGUACCUGCCUGACUGUGUUCUAAAAGUGCUUGGUCCCUAGAGCCCUAAGUUUCUGUUCUGUGUGUCAUUCCUUUUCUUCGAAAACUACAGAAUUGAUAGGGCAAGAUCAUCUAAAUUAUUAAUUACAACCGGCAUUGAGACGUUUGUAAGGAACAAAGUAAUGGAGUCUUAUUAAA